Messenger RNA from Oncorhynchus kisutch (coho salmon), 2329 nucleotides. RefSeq lists its product as uncharacterized. Bases 207 to 1919 code for a protein of 570 amino acids. The transcript is spliced from 6 exons. The record is from RefSeq and is a predicted model, not a curated record. Gene Ontology annotation, biological process: regulation of gene expression. Lineage: Eukaryota; Metazoa; Chordata; Actinopteri; Salmoniformes; Salmonidae. Gene Ontology annotation, cellular component: nucleus.
ACGGAAGUGAUCAAAAACUAUUUCCACGUUAGCAUUGUUAUUUAGACGUUUAUUAUCACCAUGGAACUCAAUAUCAGUCCUUUAACUGCAUAGCGUCACAUACUUACCCAAUGUAAUUUAAAAUUCGCGUUGAUGCCAGGACUUGGUUAAUAGAUAUUAUUUAGGUAACGCUAACUAGGUAUAGUAGCUGAUCACGUUAGCUAACAAUGGCUAACUGUAACGAUAUGGUUUUUCACACUCAAAUAGCCUCCAUCAUGGAGGUGCUAGCGAAUGCAGCCGUGGCAGAGAUCUGUAAACUCGUAGACGACGACUAUGCAGUGUUUCGUUUGGAAAUAACUCGAAGCCAGAAAGAUAACAGGACAUUGCGGAGGAAACUACAGCUACUGGAACUGAAGAUGACACGGGAGCGCGCAGAGGGGACAAUGCGAGAGCCCGCCCUGGCAAGUCGUCCCAGUAGUGUCAAGUUCCUCGACCGACACAGAGGAAUGGCAAGAGGUGAAGGAAGUCUCACUGGAGGCCACAGGAGCUUUGUUAAGCCAAUGAAGCACAAUUCAUGGAGAGAUGACCAACCAAUUACUGUUGAUGAGGGGAGUGGAACCUCAACCCAGCAUGUUAUCAUGAUAGAGUCUGCAGAUGCAGAGACUGCAGGUCCUGGGGUCAAGAUGGAGAGGUCUGAAGGAGAGGAAGACCCACGGCACAGCAGAGACAUCCAGACUGGAACGCCCUCUGUAGCCAUGGAGGACCCCACCACCGCCCCAGCGCAGCCCAGGACCCGAAGCAGCAUCACUGAGUCAGUAGACUUGGAGGAUGGGAAGCCUGAUCUGCUGCUGGUAAAAGAGGAGACAAUAGAAGACGAACCAGAGAGCAUUGAUCUGCUGAGUGGACUAAAGAUGGGGGCGCAAGGAGACUGGGUGGCCAUCUUGGAUACCCAGACCAGUGCAGCCAAGAGCCCAGGGGACAACAUCAUUGAUCAGGGCAGGACCAGAGGUGAUAUAGUGGAGUCUGCAGCCCAUGAAGACCUGCUGAUAUCCAGUGUUACUGGUGGGAGAGAGUGGACCUCUGAGGUGGCUGGCCAUAAACCCUGGACCCGGAUCAGGACCCUGGAUCAGGAGCCUUCGCUCUUCAUUCCCGAGUCGGAACCAGGACACAAUCGCGAAGUACAGAGACUCCACCACACAGAACACAACCAGUGGACAGGUGGACUGAACAACCUCAGUCCUGGUGGUCAUCAGAGAGACAGAGGCUCCAGUCAGGGAUCCAGUCUGCAGUCCAGACCCUUCUCUUCACAGUCUCAGUGCAGGGAUGAAGCAGGGCCUGGAGCUGAUAGAGAUAGACCCUCCUGUUCCUAUGAUAUGAACAGAGCAGGUCAACCUGGGCUUCAGCCUUCUCAGAGAGUGGUGGGAGACCCCCCUGGUGGUAGUUUUUCAGCAAGUCUGUCUUCUCCUUCAGGUUCUCAUCUAAUGCCUGGUGACUGGAUUCAUGGAAAGCCUGGGCCUGGGUCUAACCUUCCUCAGUUUCCUCCUGGUUACCCCACCAAUACAGACAGGGUCAGGAUGGGUGUACAACACGAGAGGUACCUAGCCUAUAACACAUCACAUAAUCCCAACAACACCCAAACAAUGGCUAGAGGUCAGGGAGGGAGCUCAAAGACUAACAAUCUGAGGGUGGUUCUACCUGCUUCUACCACCUCUGGUGUCAUUGGGUCACAACAUGGGAGGCCGAGCAUUAGGACGGAUGCAGACAAGCCGUAUGCCUGCCCCACAUGUGGGAAGAAUUUUGCUAAGGCAAAAUAUGUGAAGCAGCACCAGACCAUUCACACCAAUGAGAGGCCCUUCAAGUGCAAACUAUGUUACAAGAGCUUCUCCUUCCUGAGUAUCCUUAUCAGACAUAAGAGUGUUCACAAUGGGGAGAAAUCGUAGCAGUGUGGCUUGAGUUUUACGCAGGGGAUAUCUGGGAACUAUUCUUUAGCUGAAAUAUUAUUGUUAUCAUGUGAAGUGUCUUGGGGUAAGAGAGUUUUUUGGAUUACUAAGUCCCUCAGUAUUUGGGCAUGCUGUCUUUCUCACAGGAUACAGACUUCUUGUUUGGUGUGCUGGCAUAGCUAUAACACUGUCAUUUAAGUCUAACACUAUAUUCACACUUUGAAUUUGGUUUUGCCUGUGUACUAUUCAUAACAAAAAUAAUGUCCCUCUUUUAUAUAACACCUUUAUAACAGGCAUCUGUUUCUUUAUGUACUAAAAAUAGAUUAUCUGUUACGGUUUUCUUGCAGUGAAGGAGAGGAGGACCAAAAUGCAGCGUGGUUAUUAUUAUACAUCUUUAAUAAAGAUGAAAA